AUGGAAGGAGGAAGCAUCACUCACACUGGGGUGGAAGCAUGCACAAUCCCUGUGGGUGGGCAAGACUUCUGCCAAGAAUCUGAACUCAAGGACCACCAGUGUGGUCGCCCUGGAGUGAAACCCUGGAAAUGCAUGGACUGUGGGGCAGGAUUCCGUUACUUGACUGAGCUGGAAACUCACCGACGGAGUCACACCGGGGAGAGACCGUUCACCUGCACUGAGUGCGGGAAGGGGUUCACUCAGUCGUCCAGUCUGUUAAGGCACUGUCUAAUUCACACCGAGGAGAGGCCUUUUAAAUGCCCAGACUGUGGGAAGUGCUUCAAAAGCUCUGGCAGUCUGACAUCUCAUCAGCGUGUUCACACGGACUGGAAACCCUUUAAGUGCGCGGACUGCGGGAAGUCUUUUAAAAGUUCUGGGGAACUGACACGCCACCAGCGGGUUCACACCGAGGACAGACCUUUUAACUGCCAGGAUUGCGGAAAGAGCUACAAAAGCUCUGGAAAUCUCAUGUCCCAUCAACGUGUUCACACUGAAGAGAGGCCUUUCAAAUGUCCAGACUGCAGGAAGUGUUUUAAGAGUUCGAGGGAUCUGAUGUCCCAUCAACGGGUUCACUCCGAAGAGAGACCGUUUAAAUGCCCGGUCUGCGGGAAGGGCUUCAAAAGUUCUGGGGAGCUGAUACUCCACCAGCGUGUUCACACCGAAGAAAGGCCGUUCCGGUGCUCUCACUGUGGCACUGGGUUCAAGUGGUCAUCGGCACUCACUGAGCACCAGCGAAUUCACACCGGGGAGAGGCCCUUCUCCUGCACGGAGUGUGGGAAUACAUUCACUCGCUUAUCCACCCUGCUAAACCACCAGCGAGUUCAUACCGAGAACAGGCCGUUCAAAUGUCUGGUCUGCGGCAAGUCCUUCAAAAGCCCCACGGAAGUGAUGUCCCAUCAACGUAUCCACACAGACGGGAGACUGUUUGGGUGCUCCAUCUGUGGGACUGAAUUCAGGCAACCGUCUCAACUCACCAAGCACCAGCAUACUCAUUCCGCGGACAAGCUAUUCUGACUUUGGGAAGGAACUCACUCAGUGACCUGCCCUAGAGACACACCAGUGAGUUCACGUUAGGGAGAGAACUUCUGCAACCCCAAAGUAGGGGAGUGCGAUACAAAUCUGUGAUUUAUGAUUUCUGUUUGAUGUGUUCGCACUGGGGAGAGACCAUUCAGGUGCUCUCUCCGCAGGGCUGGGCUCAGCCAAUCAUCUACCCUCACUAUAAAUAUCAGUGAGUUCACACGAUGGGGAGGCUGUUCACUUGCUCUGAGUGUGGGAAGAUUCGCUCAGACACUGAACGGAAACCCUUUAAGUGCACAGAUUGCAGGAAGUCUUUUGUAAGUUCCUGGGAACUGAUACACCACCUUGUGAGAGACCAGCGAGUUCAUUAGCAACUGCAGAAGUUGGAUUUGCUGUUAAUCACAUGCUGGACACACCCAUGUUUCAUUGGGUCUUUUGAUUGAUGUUAGUAAAUUCCAGAACAGUUUAAUGUGUGAACAUUCAGAAUAAAAAUCAUGUGAAUUAGCUUUGCAUUAAA
This is a messenger RNA of Rhincodon typus (whale shark), 1573 nucleotides long. Its product is annotated as zinc finger protein 239-like. NCBI's taxonomy places the organism in Eukaryota, Metazoa, Chordata, Chondrichthyes, Orectolobiformes, Rhincodontidae. The transcript has a single exon. The record is from RefSeq and is a predicted model, not a curated record. Bases 1 to 1053 code for a protein of 350 amino acids.